Messenger RNA from Culex quinquefasciatus (southern house mosquito), 3922 nucleotides. RefSeq names its product apoptotic chromatin condensation inducer in the nucleus (gene Acn). Gene Ontology annotation, molecular function: RNA binding. The transcript is spliced from 7 exons. NCBI's taxonomy places the organism in Eukaryota, Metazoa, Arthropoda, Insecta, Diptera, Culicidae. Bases 210 to 2612 code for a protein of 800 amino acids. The record is from RefSeq and is a predicted model, not a curated record.
AAGAAGCACACACACUCUUUUCUCGAUGGUGGUCAUUUUACGGUGCGCGUUGCAGUUCGUUUGAAAUAAUUCGCAUUAAUUAUCAGUUUUUACGCCGGAAAUCGUUUAAAAAGUGUCGCACUCUGUAGGUCUCGUUCCGCGGAUUCGGGAAAGUGUAAAAGUGAGCGGCGGAGGUUGAAAUUUGACCGGAAUUAGGACGAGAAUUGAAGAUGCGUCGCAAGGCCGCGGAUAAAAACAAAACAUCGCCGGAGAAGGUGUCGCGGCGGUCCCGGCGGGGCCGCGAGCGGGAAGAGGAAGCCGUAGAAAAGGAUGAGGCGGUUGAGCAGGAAGGUGAAGAAGCAGUUCCGGCUGAGGCAGCCGAAGAGAGUGGUGGUUCCGAUAGAGAGGAGGAGGAAGCUCCCAAGAGGCGGGGUGGCCGCAGGGCGGCGGCAACAAGAACCAGGAAGACGUCGGAAAAGUCUGUGUCGACGCCCCGGCGGAGCAGCCGACGCAAGUCGUGCUCGGUGGAACCGUCGGAUAAGGAGGACAGUGAUCGGGAAGAGAAUGGAGGCGAGCUGGCGGCCGGCAAGGACAAGGACACCACGGUGAUGGAGACGAUCGUGGAGGAGGAGAAGGCCGAAGAAGAGAGCGCUUCGGUGGUUGAGGUUGUGGAGAAGGUUGAAGAGAAGCCGGAACCGGAGCAAGAAGUUGAGGAAGAGCCUAAACCAGAGCCUGAAACGGAGGCUGAACCUGAAGAGACGAAGGAAGUUGAACAAACACCAGAGCCAGAGCAGGUCCAGCAGAAGGAAGAGGAACCGGAAAAGCUCAAUGGUGAUGACGAAAAGGAGGUACCCGAAACGGAGCCGGAACCGGUUGCUGUAGAGUAUCGCGAUGAGGACGAAGCUCCACCGUGCGAGCAAUCGCGUGAGUCUGGUGAGGUAGAUUCCGAGAGUGUCCAGGAUGACGAAAGUCAGCAGGCGCUGCCCAAACGAGAGGAACCGACCAAGGAAGCUUCUCCAAAAGCUGGUGAAGCCUCCGAGGACGAUUCCUCUUCGGACAAGGGCGAUCGCCAACCUGAACCUGAACCCGAACCAGCACCUAAACCUGCACGUAAAUCACGCUUCAGAUCUCGCACGCCCGAACGUAGGGAACAAACGGAGGCUCCGACGCCAGAACACGAGGACGAAUCCAAACAGCAACCGCAGCAGCAGCAGCAGGACGAUGAAGAGGACAAAGUCGACGAAGAGCUGGAAGCGGGCGAAAUCAAGGACGAUCCUGUUCCGAAGCGAAGCCCCGAAAAGAAACCGGUCGAACCGGCGCCACGUCGCACUCUGCAGCGAAAGCGACGUUGGCUUUCCUCGAAGCCCGACAGCUCCAAAUCGUCGGUCAUUACAAUUUCUACAGAUUCACUUAAAAACAUCAUCUCCGAGCCGGUGCGACCGGUUCCGCUGUCGGAUGUCAAGCUGGAAUCCUCUCCGGAACCGGAAGAGGUUGAAGACAGCGCCGAAGAGGGCCACCGGCGUCGCUCCCGGGACAAACCGUCCAAAUCUUCGGAGAAGGAAAACGUCGAACACGACGACGAAAGUGGCGAAAAACAAGAUAAGCAGGAAAAACCCGCGGCCCGCAAGAUCAGCAUCGUCAGUGACGAUGGCAAACCGCUGGCCAAAGCACCGAGCCCGUCGCGGAACCAUUCCAGCAGCAUCCUGUACAUCACAAACCUGGUGCGCCCGUUCACCGUGUUGCAGCUAAAAAGUCUGCUCGCUCGCACUGGAAAAAUCGUCGAGAACGGCUUCUGGAUUGACAAGAUCAAGUCCAAGUGCUUCGUGAAGUACGACAACGAGGACGAAGCGAUCGAGACGCGCCACGCGCUGCACGGCGUCCGGUGGCCCACGUCCAAUCCCAAAUGUCUGAACGUGGACUUUGGCACCGAGGCGGCGAUGGAAAAGGCGAUCAUCUCGACGCUGGAUGACGCCGGCACGACGCGCAUCACGAUCGACAACAGCAAGGACGCGAAGGAGUUUGGCUGGAGCAGGGAUGCGGUGAAGCAGGAGGAGGACAACCACGCACCACGCCCCGUCCGCGAGUGGGAUCUCGGCAAGAAGGACACCUUCGAGGCAGGUGACCGCAACCGGGACCGGGACGGACGAAGCGGGCGCGGCGGCGGCGAUCGGGAGGCGGACCGUGCGGCGGCGGGACGGCGCGGCGACGGCGACGAGGGACGUGGACGGGAUCGGGGUGGAGCAGCGGGCGGAGCGGAUGCGGACGGAAGCCGACGGUCGAGACGGUCGUCGGAGCGUGGUGGCGGCGACCGGAACCGACGGCGGAGCGCCAGCUUGUCACCAGCGAGGAAGUUCAAGAAGAAGGAGAACGAACCGCCGAUCAGACUGUUGGAUGAUCUUUUCAGGAAGACCAAAGCGACGCCCUGCAUCUACUGGUUGCCGCUGACUGCGGAGCAGAUCGUUGUAAGGGAGGAGCACCGUCGCAAGCUGGCUGCGGAAAAGGAGCGCCGCCAGGAGGAGUCUCGCCGGCAGGAGGAAGAAAGGCGCAAACGUCGCGAGCGACCACGUUCGAGCUCGCGAGACCGGCGUCGUCGUUCACGCUCGCGGGACGAUGGCCGCCGGCGUCACCGAUAAGGAAUGACGUUUGAAAGUAGAUUGCGCGGAUUAUGCUCCGGAGGAUUCACACUCUAGGGUGUGCGUGAGAGGCAGAAAGAGAGAGGGAGAGAGAAGCAACCUUUUCCCGGAAGAAACCUCCGCGAAUUCGUCCCCGACGAAUCCAAAUAGGGUCUGUUCAGAUAUUUUUUUGAUUUUCUUUUGACUGUUUUUUGACUACCCUUUCUCAUCCUACACGUUUUGCUUUUCCCUUCCUUUUCACACCUUUUUUUCCCCGUUUUCCCCCUUCUUUAAUAUUUUCUUAUUGUAAUUUGGUAAGCGCUUCUCGCUUAUCAUUAAUUUUAUCCAAACACAUCGCAUCGAUUGAUGCGAGGAGUUUCUUUUAAGGUUUAUCCCUAAAAUAUUUGCGCGUAAAUUUCGCGUGGGCAUAACAAAAACAGUAAUCUGGCAAAGAAUUGUUUCGUUUUCGGAAACAAAACAGUAUUUGCAAAGAUUUCCCUCGAUUGUAUUGAUUCUAUCCGUUUUGCAAAACAGAAAAAAAACCUAACAUUUCUCUAAGAAGUAAGCUGCUGUUAAUGAUUUACAACAGAAAAUAAAUAUUAGCACUUAGAUAGGGCGCGUAGAACCGAACCACAGUCACAGACACACAAAACCACAGAGACAGGAACUAGGAAGCAGUCCCCUCAACCCCGUAAAAUCUCUAGCACGAAAGGAUCACCAGCUGAUGAAGAAGGGCGCCAGGAACUUUAAAAUCCACCAUCAACGACCAACGACGAUCGUCGGCUGCAAGCAAAAGCAAACUCAGACCCAUAUUCUCUCUCUUCUGUAUAUUGUGUAUUUCCCAAAACCCAAAUCAGAAGCCGGAAAUGCAACGUCGAACCUCUCGAAGGCCCCACAAAAAAACGCAGAGAGAAGAAGGAAGUCAGUACGAUUCUGGUGCGAAAUGCCCAGCUAUGAGGAACAACAACAACAACAACGUCAAAUCAGCAAACAUCACCGGAAAUACCAACUUGGACGACAAUGUCUGGAGAACCAGAAGAGAGACAGCUUGUGAGAGUUUUUUGGAUUUCGGAUUGUGGCGUCGUCCCUAACAAGUAAACAAGUAAAUUGUGUAAUCGCUCAUCGAUGCAGUAUAAUUAUAAUGUAAUUGAAUUCAAAUGUUUGAACCGCACGAAGGCACCGAGUUUGUGAGUGUGAAAUGAAACUGAUGCGCGUGUGGUAACGACGCGGUCGAUUUUGUAUAAAAUACUGGCGUGAAGCAUCGCGACCUGUGGAGAGACACCCACCCCUCAAAACAAGUCGUCAGUAAGUAAAGUCUACGCAAAAAAAAA